Messenger RNA from Gregarina niphandrodes, 1557 nucleotides. RefSeq lists its product as hypothetical. The coding region runs from base 1 to 1557 and encodes 518 amino acids. The transcript has a single exon. The record is from RefSeq and is a predicted model, not a curated record. Lineage: Eukaryota; Apicomplexa; Conoidasida; Eugregarinorida; Gregarinidae.
AUGGAACCAGAGAUUGUAUUGGACGUGGGUUCAAUUCCGCGCAGUAUAUGUCUUUAUAGCGGAUCGAAAGACCUGGAUCGUACCAUUAAUGCAGAUAUGCCAUCGGAGGAAAUCCUGCAGGUAUUGUGGAGGAAGUGUGAGUCAAUUGUAAAGGAAGUGGAGUCAGGUUCUUUCAUCUUUCGCUGGGCGGUGGAAGGUUACGAGCAGUGGACCCAUUCUGGUAGCUUGGAAGCUAGAGAGUUCUUGGCCAAUGUGGAUGGCGCAAACGCCGUAGUUGAAGAGCUUCGAUCUGUAAUGCAGGCCAUGAGCGAUGAGCAAUUGACAAACCGAGGAAAUGGGCGGCUGAUACCACCUAUUUUACUCCCCUCCAUCGAUGGCAUCUCCCGCAUUCUCCGUUCCCCCUCUGGCUUGGCCCGUUGGGCUGUCUACCAUCGAAAUAGCCAUAGUAUGACGGCCGACGAGCGUUUGCGAAAUGUGUGCGUCCUUGCCCGCUGGUACCCCCAAAAAGCCUGUUACGAAGCUGCAAAAAUAAUCGGGAGCCUACCAAACCUGAAGUACAUCUCAGCAACCGAUGGCUCCUGUGACCCUCAGUGUUUUGACAUUUCAAUUGAAGAGCUACGACGAAUCACGGCCCUUGCCUUUUACGACAAUCCCGCCUCUAAUGAUGCAACAUCUGAUAACUGUCCAGCUUCUAGCGAUAGGGGUGAUGACGUUGCAAGUCGUAGGUCUCAAGUAGUUCCUGACCCUAAAGUGGAUUCCGUAUUUGAGCAGACAGUGAGAGACGUGGCAGACUUUAUGGAACAGCUUAGAGCGUAUAUGCGGAAUUCGCAGUUCACCUUUGCUGGGUAUGACAUUCCUGACGAUAACGCUCUUGGGGAUGUGAGAGCGACUGGAGACAACGUUCUUGACGACAACGCUCUUGAGGAUGUGAGAGCGACUGGAGACAACGUUCCUGACGAUAGCGCUUCUGAAGAUAACGCUCUUGGGGGUGAUGGAGCGCCAAUAGGAGCGUUGUAUGUACCCAAGCUCCUGUCGACGUGGGUGAACGGACUGAUGGACAAGCGAAUCGCAGAGUUAAGGCAGCGCUAUGAGGAUGUGUACAGUAGCUCUCAAAACGAUUUGGUGUCCGCUUAUUUUUCAGGCAUCAAUGGUAGUGGAGAGGUCAGCAGAGAUUCUAGCGGAGAUGUUAGCGGAGAAGCCCAAUUCCCCGUCGGCUCAGAAGUUAAAAUCACAUCACUGGAUGACUACCAAAAUUACGACCUACGUGAACGAGCAUGGUUUGAACAGAGCUUUGUACGCGGAUUAAUGUACUUGAUUCUGCUGCAGGAGACGGGGCAUGGUCCGAACCGCUCUAUGAUGGAAAUUGUUAAUCGAAUGCGCAGCAAUGAUCCUCUUACCUUCACGAUGCCGGUGAAUCUUUUCAAUACUUUAUACGACUUCACUACGAAAGAAAUAACUGAAUGGAUGGCUCUGGAGCAAGGCACGGGUUAUGCAUAUAGAGCUGGAGUUGCUAUUUCAACAACGCUAGAAUACUUGCUUAACAGCCGACAGGCGUAA